AUGGGGUGCUUCACAUUUGUCAAAUUGAUGAUGGUCUUGUUCAACUUGCUUAUCUUUCUGGGAGGCCUGACCCUGCUGGCUAUGGGGAUCUGGGUGAGUGUGGACGGUGGCUCCUUCCUCCAGACUCUGGGACGCUUCUCCAGCCAAGCCAUGCAGUUUGUCAAUGUGGGCUUUUUCUGCAUUGCUAUCGGGGCCGUGCUUGUGCUGUUGGGGCUCUUGGGCUGCUGUGGGGCCCAAAAGGAGAGCAAGUGUCUGCUGCUCACGUUCUUCUCCAUCAUCCUGGUUAUAUUCAUCGCUGAAGUGGCAGCCGGAGUAGUGGCCCUGGCCUACUCUUCAUUUGCCGAGGGAAUCCUAAAAGCAUGGGCAACCCCUGCUUUGAAGGAGCAGUACGGCAGUGAUCCUGUGGUCACCAAGAUCUGGAACACCACCAUGACCGAGCUGAAGUGCUGUGGUUUCACCAACUACACAGACUUUGUGGGCUCGGAGUUUGCAGCGGAGAGCGGAGGCAGCCUCCCGCCCAUCUGCUGCCAGCUCAACAGCUUCCCCUGCAGCACAGAGGAGGCAGAGCUCAGCAAUAUCAAGGGCUGUUUUGAUCAGAUUCUGGAGAUCUUCAAAAAGCAUGCCAACAUUGUGGGAGGGAUUGCAGCAGGAAUCGGUGUCUUAGAGAUUGCUGCUAUGAUUGUAUCGAUGUACCUCUACUGUCAUCUGGAAAACAGAAUCAGCUGAAACUCCUUAAGGGCAAUGUGAAAGCAUAAAAAAGCAUAUCGCC
Messenger RNA from Myripristis murdjan (pinecone soldierfish), 769 nucleotides. It is a transcript of the gene tspan1, whose product is annotated as tetraspanin 1. The record is from RefSeq and is a predicted model, not a curated record. NCBI's taxonomy places the organism in Eukaryota, Metazoa, Chordata, Actinopteri, Holocentriformes, Holocentridae. The transcript has 7 exons. Bases 1 to 726 code for a protein of 241 amino acids. Gene Ontology annotation, cellular component: plasma membrane.